Molecule: messenger RNA, 2724 nt
Organism: Linnemannia hyalina
Lineage: Eukaryota; Fungi; Mortierellomycota; Mortierellomycetes; Mortierellales; Mortierellaceae
Source: the annotation of a GenBank genome assembly
AUGGGCUCGUCUGCGACCGUCAUCGGAGGAGAGUACCUUGUCCUGGGCAAGAUUGGCGAAGGGUCGUUUGGAGAAGUCUUUCGAGCAAUCGAACUUGAAGAUCACAAUAUCACAGAAUUAUGGUUAUCGACUCAUAUUGCCACUGGUGUCGACUAUGCUAUCAAGCGAGAGCCCAUUAAUGUGGCACACCCCCAGCUCGAACACGAAGCCAAGAUCUAUGCCAAACUCGAAGGCGGAGUUGGCAUUGCGCGCGUCCACUGGUUUGGAAAAGAGGGGAUGUACAAUGCAAUGGUCGUCGAUCUUUUGGGACCCAACCUAAAGCAGGUUCGACGCGAAAACGAAAAGUUCCCUCUUAGCUUUGUUAUCGACCUUGGUGUUCAAAUCUUCAUCCAUAAGCGCGGAAUCGUGUACCGAGAUAUAAAGCCCGAGAACUUUCUCUUGGACGCCGAUAUUACUUUGCCGGAUCCGCCUCUGGGCAAGGCACAUACACCGCCCACAUAUCCGGACCAAACAAUGAGUUUCUUCAACGACACUCGUCAGCGCCAGCACAGUAUCGAGUCCAACAUGUCGACGUCUCCUGGGUCCCCUAUCAUCAACUACGACAAGCCACACCUCUCAAUUGUCGACUUUGGCCUCGCUGCCUUCUACCGCGAUGCUUCAGGGAAACACAUUCCCAACAGAGGCAGCACCCCUCACAAGGUUGGAACCGCUCGCUAUGCCAGCAUCAACAUCCAUUGCGGACGACAACAUACGCGUCGUGACGACAUCGAGUCGACGGGGUACAUGCUUAUGGAAUUCUUGAUCGGGGCUCUACCUUGGUCUGGCAUCAUGGCAAGGAACUCGAAGCAGGGAUGGUCCAAGAUGAAGGAAAUCAAAGAGGACAUCGAACUGGACGAGCUCUGUGAGGGCCUUCCCAAGGGAUUCAUGUCGUACAUUGGCUAUGCAAGGAGUUUGAAGUUCGAGGAGGAACCAGACUAUGAAUACCUCCGCAACAUCCUUCGAGGCUCAGCAGGCCGUGGCUCUGAGGCGCAUACAGUCCGUUGCCACCGUGAACCUGUCAUCCACAUGUCCAAGUCGCUCGAGCAAUGCUUCGAUGGUCUUCAAAUCCAUCGUGCACACGAACCCAUGCGAACCAAGGUGUCAUGCAAACCGGAGGACCCUUUGAAGGACUGGCGCAAUCGACCUCAGUACAUUCCUCCCCAACAAGACGAGUAUCCAGAUUACAACCCGAACUCGAUGUGGACAACAACACCUCCUGAUCUUAGCGGCAUGGCUGCGAUGGGGCCUCGGGAUAUCAAUCAGGAACUCAAGGACAAGAUCGAAUGGGGACCAGCUCCGGGAUCGCCUCAGGUACUUGGAUCGGAUACUCCGUUCGGGAUGUAUGGCGACUACCAGGAUGGCGCAGAUUAUGGCACGGCAAGACAGCGCAAACCUUCCUGGGGCGAUGAUGAUCCUUUGGCACGCUGGGGUCAAGAAAAUGAUGGCGAGUCCAACUCAAGCGGCGACAUCCUUCCCCCGUUCCACAUUGGUUCUUUCCAGGACGAGCUGACCCCUGUCCCUAGUAACGGAAAGUCAUCGAAUGUGCGUCCUAGCAUAUCGACUCAGUCUCAGACGCAACCCCUUGGCCGUCAUCAUCCUCCACAGGAUGCUCGGUUUUACUUGGACGAGCCACCAUUUGGAUUGCAGGCUCAGAAUGGUGCCAGGUCAGGACAUAAUCAACCCAGCGCCUCGCAACCUAUUCCUUCAGGCAACCGAAAAAAUUCUGGCCACCAGUACAUCAACACUUUCCCACCACACCCUAUGGUCAAUGACCCUACCUCAGGGUCGCCCAAGUCUCUUUCGUCAUCGUUGUCGUCCCUCAGCAUCCGCUCUGGGGCAGAGGAAGAGCCAGGCAUCGAACGAUCACAAGCCUCCGCCAACAGGGGACAUGCCCAGGAGCUUCACAGUUCCGAAAAGCCCGCCCCGCGCAAGCAUCAAGAAAGAGCCAUUGGCUCUAUGGAUCGCCAAGAGACUGGAUGGGUACCCUCACGAGCCUCCGGCGGUCAUGGCGGCGGUGAUUUUGGCUAUGGCUUUGGCCAGGGAGCACAGAACAAUGGCAAUAAUGGUCGGAAUGGGAGCGAGAACUGGCAGCAUCCACGCGACCAUGGUCGUCAGCAGGAUCGAUGGAGGUCUGAUCGUCGACAACAAGCUGGCUCGGUCGAACCUCCUGCACACUUCCCCGACUUUUACAACCAGCACCAACAGCAGCAACAGCAGCAAGGUCCUAAUAGCUUUGGAGGCAACCAGCGCAAUCACCAUCAUCACGCCCGCCAGCACUCUGCGCCAGGAAUGCGAGCCCAUUUCCAGGCAGCCUCGACUUCCAAACAAGGAAUCCACCACCCGGUGCACCCGCCUUAUCAAGGCUAUGGACAUGGACAUGGGUUUGGUCAAGUUUCGGGUCAGGGUCAGGCGCAGAACCAAGGGCAUAGCCAGGGCCAAGGCCAAGGCCAAGGUCAGGAUCGGAACUUUGGGCAAGGUAUCGGGCACAGCGACCGUCGACGCCGAUCGAGGUCGCGAAAGUGCUCCAAUGCGAGUCUUUCCAGCCUAAUUGACCAUCGCAACAACAACGGCAACAACAGUAACAACAGUAACAAGGUUGGCAACGGUAACGGUAACGGGAACGGUAAUGGCAACGCCAAUGCGAAUACGAACGCGAACUCUGGGAGAAUCAAACAAAAACAGUAG